Messenger RNA from Paramuricea clavata, 348 nucleotides. NCBI's taxonomy places the organism in Eukaryota, Metazoa, Cnidaria, Anthozoa, Malacalcyonacea, Plexauridae. The record is from the annotation of a GenBank genome assembly.
AUGGAUCUAGCAGAAUCAAGCGAGUUUCUUACAGAUCUAUCUGGACUUGUUGAAGAUCCAGUUUUAUUGACCAAAGUAACAAAGGAAUUGGAUUAUCAAGCUCUUGCCUUGGCCUCCGCUGCAUUUUGCGUCAACCAACUUCGAGAAACUAAAGCAUCCUCGCAAUUUUCUUGGAAGGAUUAUUUGAGGAAACGCCAUGAAGACAGACGCAAUCUUACCGAAAUGAAACUAACCAAAGUAAAUCAGGCAUAUUCGUUUACCAUGUCGACAGCUGUUUUAUUGGCUGUCGAGACCUUUGCAGAGGCCGACUAUGUUUUAAAACAUGCGUUUACUUUCCAGAAAUUUUGA